Messenger RNA from Cyphellophora europaea CBS 101466, 624 nucleotides. RefSeq lists its product as uncharacterized. Bases 1 to 624 code for a protein of 207 amino acids. Lineage: Eukaryota; Fungi; Ascomycota; Eurotiomycetes; Chaetothyriales; Cyphellophoraceae. Gene Ontology annotation, molecular function: methylated-DNA-[protein]-cysteine S-methyltransferase activity. The record is from RefSeq and is a predicted model, not a curated record. Gene Ontology annotation, biological process: DNA repair. The transcript has a single exon.
AUGGCCGCCACCAAGCACCUGCCGCCUUCAUCCACGCAACAUGCCAAGCGCACCACCUUCAAGUCCCGCAGUAGCAAGGUCGCUGCCCCUACCAAGCGCACUAGUUCCUCCUCUAGCAAACCGAAACCGCAACCAAUGUCCUCUACAGCCACCACAAAGACCACCGUCACCUCCAACCCCGAAUCCCCCUUCUCCGCCAACCGCACCCACAUCCCCACGCCCUAUCAAACACGUGUCUACGCCCACCUGCUCUGCAUCCCCCCGGGACGCGUGAGCACCUACGCCUCGCUGGCACGCGCACUCGGCACGUCGUCGCCGCGCGCGGUCGGCGGCGCGCUGCGCACCAACCCGUUCGCGCCGGAGAUCCCCUGUCACCGCGUCAUCGCAUCAACGGGCUAUGUGGGCGGCUUCAUUGGCGAGUGGGAGAAGGCGCCGAGCGGGUUUAAUCAGACGCUCAAAUUGAGGCUGUUGCGGGAGGAAGGGGUCGAGUUUGACGCCAACGGGAAACUUGUCAGUCAGGAUGUGUGGUUCGAUGGGCCUUGGGAUACAUCGCAUACGGAAGGGGAAAUUCAGACACGAAUUGCGGCGCAGGCUGACAAGGCCAAGCAGGCGAAGGUGGAGUAG